Columba livia (rock pigeon) is the source of this 2061-nucleotide messenger RNA. It is a transcript of the gene HYAL2, whose product is annotated as hyaluronidase 2. Gene Ontology annotation, biological process: hyaluronan catabolic process; carbohydrate metabolic process. Gene Ontology annotation, cellular component: cytoplasmic vesicle. The transcript has 4 exons. Lineage: Eukaryota; Metazoa; Chordata; Aves; Columbiformes; Columbidae. The record is from RefSeq and is a predicted model, not a curated record. The coding region runs from base 16 to 1722 and encodes 568 amino acids. Gene Ontology annotation, molecular function: hyaluronoglucuronidase activity; hyalurononglucosaminidase activity.
CACCAUCCUGGGCUCAUGGCUGUUCUUGGGUCACCACUGUUCUUGGGCCACCACUGCUCUGAGGUCACCGCUACCCUGGGGGCACCGUCCCGGGGUCACCACCGUUUGGAGGACCCUCUCGCCCAGCCCAGCGCCGCAGCCCCUUGCGCCCCGCGGCGCCCACUGUCGGCGCCCCUGUGGCCCCGCCCCGCCCCCUUCCGCCGCGUCGGGGGCGUGGCCUCCCGGGCCGUACCAAGCACGGCGGGCUGGGGGGUGACGCGCAUUGCCCGGUGCCGCGGCCCCGCGGAGGUGCCCCCGUUGGGCAGGAUGCGUGGGGGCUGCACGGUGGCCGUGGCCGUGCCCUGGCUUGCCCUGCUGGCUCUGGCCCGGCAGCCCCCUGAGAAGCCAUCAGCCGCCCCCCUGUUCACCCGCCGACCCUUCCUGGUGGCCUGGAACAUGCCCACCCAGGACUGUAAGCCCCGCUUCCAAGUGUCCUUCGACUUCAGCCUCUUCGACCUGGACGCCUCCCCCAACGAGGGCUUCGUGGGCCAGAACCUCACCAUCUUCUACAAGGAGCGCCUGGGGCUCUACCCCUAUUACAACCGCCAGGGUGUGGCCAUCAACGGUGGUGUCCCCCAAAACAGCAGCCUGUCCGAGCACCUCGCCCGCCUCCGGGAUGGCAUCAACAAGUACAUCCGCUCGCCUGCCAAGGAGGGGCUGGCCGUCAUUGACUGGGAGGAGUGGCGGCCCAUCUGGGCUCGCAACUGGAAACCCAAGGACAUCUACCGGGAUGUGUCUCAGCAGCUGGUGUACCAGCGGCAGCCCACCUGGUCCCGUGAGGAGUUGAACAAGCAGGCCGUGUUUGAGUUUGAGUCGGCUGCCCGGCAGUUCAUGGUGAGCACCCUGCGCAUGGCCAAGAGCUUCCGACCCAAGCAGCUCUGGGGGUUCUACCUCUUUCCCGACUGCUACAACCAUGACUACAGCAAGAACAAGGAGAGCUACACCGGGCAGUGCCCAGAUGUGGAGAAGACACGCAAUGACCAGCUGGCAUGGCUCUGGAGGGAGAGCAUGGCCCUCUACCCGUCCAUCUACCUCGACUUUCUCCUGGCUUCCACCCCCAACAGCCGCAAGUUUGUGCGGGCACGGGUGAUGGAGGCCAUGCGUAUCUCGCAGCAGCACCACGACGGCUACUCCCUGCCUGUCUUUGUCUACACCCGGCCCACCUACAGCCGCAAGCUGGAAGUGCUCAGCCAGGCAGACCUGAUCUCCACCAUUGGAGAGAGCGCAGCGCUGGGUGCAGCUGGGGCCAUCUUCUGGGGUGACUCAGAUGACACUAAAGACCAGGACUCGUGCCAGAUGAUCAAGAACUAUCUGGAGGGGGACCUGGGCCGUUACAUCGUGAACGUCACGACAGCGGCGCAGCUCUGCAGCACAGCGCUGUGCCAGGGCCGGGGCCGCUGCCUGCGCCAGGACAGCACAGCCGAUGUCUUCCUCCACCUCAACUCUACCAGCUUCCAGCUGCGACACCGGGAUGGAGACCACCCCCAGCACCCCCUCUUCUGGGCAGAAGGCCAGCUAUCCUCUGCUGACAUCCUGUUCCUACGGACCCACUUCCACUGCCACUGCUACCAGGGCUGGCAGGGCAGCAGCUGCCAGGUGCCUGCCAGCCCCCGCAGCCAUGCCCCCGUUCCCCUGGCGCCACUGGGACUUGGGGUGCUGUUGCUGCUUGUGAGCUGGUGCUAAUCCUGCUGGACUGAGCUGGUGCCCCCCACAUCCCUUUUCUGUGGCAGUGUAGGGGACUUAAAGAUAUCCCUACCCUGCCUGUGUGGCAGCUUGUUAUGGGGGGCUGCUCCUCACCGUGUGGUUGCCCCACUUCUGCCCUCCCUGCUGUGGGGCGGGCACCCCCCAUGGAGAUGGAGGGCAAGGUAGGUGGGUGAGUAGGGGGCCGUCUUCUGUUAUAAGGAGAGGGAUAGGGGUGAGGGGGGGCAUGGGGGCAGGGAGCAGGUGCUGUGUGGUGCUGACCCCCUGUGCACUGCCCCACACCGAAGUGCUUUACCUCGAAUAAAGCUGGGCAGAGUGUGA